This is a messenger RNA of Vigna unguiculata (cowpea), 1433 nucleotides long. Its product is annotated as inositol polyphosphate multikinase beta pseudogene. NCBI's taxonomy places the organism in Eukaryota, Viridiplantae, Streptophyta, Magnoliopsida, Fabales, Fabaceae. The record is from RefSeq and is a predicted model, not a curated record.
CGAGUUUUGAGAGUGAAAGAAGAAAGGUUGGGGAUGAACGUAUCAUGUAAAUAAUACGCGAACCAUACCAGAACCAACAUUCAUUCAUCCAACCAUCACGCCUCACACCACACCAGGAACCAUUCACUCUUUCACUCUCUCUACGUGAGAGCCAACAUACACCACCACAUCCACACGAGAACCAUUCACUCACGCUACCACAGAACCACUUCUCUUUGAGUUUUCCUUUCUGUUUUCCACCAUUGUUCUGCACAAUCUUGGAGGAAGCUUGAAUCAGUGACUGCACAGCCAGCAUUGGGUCAAUAUCUUCCAUAGUUCAUGUUUGUUUCUUGGAUGGAACUUGGAUCCGUGACUAUACAGUCAGCAUUGGAUCAAGAUCUUUCCUAGUUCACAUUGUUUGUGAGUUUUCAAACAAUGUGAUUUCACCGAACAUUUGUUUAAUCUUGAAAAAUGCUGAAGGUGCCGCAGCACCAGGUGGCGGGUCACAUGGCGAAGAACGGCGUUUUGGGUCCCCUGGUGGACGAUUCUGGAAAGUUCUACAAGCCACUGCAAGACAACGACAGGGGCUCCGCUGAGCUCUCCUUCUACACCUCCCUCACCGUGCCACCCUCCAUCCGCCCCUUCUUCCCGACAUUCCACGGCACCGCCGUCGUCCCCGCCUCCGACGGCUCCGGCCCCCACACCCACCUCCUCCUCCAGGACCUCAUCUCGCCCUACACCAAACCCUCUGUCAUGGACGUCAAAAUCGGCUCCCGAACAUGGCACCUCGGUCACUCCGAAGACUACAUCGCCAAAUGUCUCAACAAAGAUAGAACCACCUCAACCGUCCCCCUCGGCUUCCGAAUCACCGGCAUCAAGGACUCCUUCUCCUCCUGGGAACCUUCCAGAACCUUUCUCCAAACCCUUUCCGCUGAGGGCGUCGCUGUGGUCCUCCGCAAAUUUGUCUCCUCCUCCAACUCCGACAAUUCUCAGUCCGACCCCGAUUGCGACUUUGCGGCGGAGGUUUUGGGCGCCGUCUUCGAGCGGCUGGUGGAGCUGAAAGCGUGGUUUGAGGUUCAGACUCUAUAUCAUUUCUAUUCUUGUUCUGUUCUGGUGGUGUAUGAGAAGGAGAAGGGGAACACCAAGCCUCUGGUCAAACUUGUUGAUUUUGCUCAUGUAGUUUCUGGAAAUGGUGUGAUUGAUCAUAACUUCUUGGGUGGCCUAUGUUCCUUCAUCAACUUCAUCAGGGACAUCCUUCAAGCUCUUCAUCAUUGAGUCCUGUGUUCUUUUUUCUCUGUUUUUCUCACACUCUUGUUCAAGAAUAUUAUCAGAUAAUAAUUACUCAUUUGACUCCUUCUGUCAUCAUCAUAACAGACAAUUUUGCUUGUAUUAUGUUCCAUUCAAUUGUUCAUAUUUCCAGGUAAUGCAAUUUUUGUGGGUUUUAUUCAUAGAUA